Molecule: messenger RNA, 2383 nt
Organism: Laetiporus sulphureus 93-53
Lineage: Eukaryota; Fungi; Basidiomycota; Agaricomycetes; Polyporales; Laetiporaceae
Product: GMC oxidoreductase
Exons: 16
Coding region: 384-2204 (606 amino acids)
Molecular function (GO): flavin adenine dinucleotide binding; oxidoreductase activity, acting on CH-OH group of donors
Source: RefSeq, a predicted model, not a curated record
AUGAGAUCGGUUCUCUUAAUCUCGGGAACGUUUACUAGAUUUCUACCUAGAUCCAAAGAACGAUCGCCCAGCCGCUUGCCAUGGGUCUAGAUACCUUGAAAGCUGCCCCAUGACCACGGCUAGGCAAAAACGUCUGCACUAUCAAGGAGCCACGCAAACUCCGCUGCUUCUAACUGUCACAAACAUGGCUGUGUCUCGGCCUGCUGAUCCUGAUAUCAAUAGAGCGAGUCCUCUUUUCGACGAGUAUAGUUCUAUUUGAACGCUCGUGUGAACAUUGUCAAAUCAUAUGGAAUGCACGAAGGAAAGAGGCAUGCCGGAACGAAGCUUGCUUAAGCCUAUUUAAAGACAACCGUCAACCUACCAUCCUCCCGAGGUCAUGAAGAAUGUCUCCCAUCACCACUAUCGAAGUGGAUGUUAUUAUCGCCGGUGGUGGUACUUCCGGAUGUGUCAUCGCCAGUCGUCUGGCAGCUGCUGAUCCCUGUAUGAAAAUCUUGCUACUGGAAGCGGGCCCUCCCACCCUUGAGGAUUUAGCCCACGUUCAGCCAGCGCGAUAUCUCAGCCACUUGCUACCCGGUAGUAGCACAGUCAAGUUCAAUAUCGGAAAGGAAAGCCCUGAUUUGGAAGGUCGCUCCCCUAUCGUUCCAUGCGGCCAAUGUUUGGGAGGUGGCUCCAGCGUAAACUUCGCGAUGUACGCACGUCCUUCUCCGUCCGAUUAUGACGAUUGGGAAAAGCUGUAUGGAAAUGAUGGAUGGAGCUCGAAGGACCUCAUUCCCCUUUCCCGAAAGAUGGAAACAUACCAGAUUACACCGAGCUCGGACACGCAUGGUGAUUCAGGUCCCAUAAAAGUGUCGUAUGGAGGCAUAUUCGCAAAUCUGGGGCAGCAGUUUCUCGAUGUCGCUGCUGGAUUUGACAAGAGCCGUUCUUUCACUGAUGAUACCAAUGGAAUGCGAGAAUGCAAUGCGUACGGGCGGUGGCAGAAAUAUAUUGGCCGCGAGAACGGACGUCGUUCUGACGUGCCACACAACUACAUCUACAAUCGCAGCUACCAGAAUCUAGAGAUACUUACGGGCUAUCGCGUAAAGCGUGUCAUCUUUGAAGGAAAUCGCGCUACUGGAGUUGAAUAUUUACCUGAUAAUCGAUGGCAUCCCGAUUUAAAACAGGACGUACUCACUGCUCGGGCACGGAGGCUGGUCGUAGUGUCAGCUGGCGCAUUUGGAUCUCCCGCUAUUCUGGAAAGAUCCGGUGUCGGGAGUGAAAGCCUCCUGCGUACACUUGGCACUACAACGCUGGUCGAUCUCCCCGGUGUGGGUGAAAAUUAUCAAGACCAUAACGUCAUCUUUGUACCUUACAUCGUCGACAGCAGGGCGGAAACUCUUGACGGCAUUGUGCGCAAUGAUCCCGACGAGAUAAAGAAAUGGUCUGCACAAUGGUUGGAAGAUGGAACUGGCUUGAUGGCUUCAAACGCUAUCGAUGCCGGUGCCAAAUUACGCCCGUCCGUUAGGGAGUUAGAGACUAUAGGUCCAGAAUUUCGGCAGCGAUGGGAAGAGCAUUAUGCCAAUGCACCAGACAAACCCCUGUUAUGGUUCGGUGUUAUCUCUAUGUUUGUCGGAGACCCCUCUACUGUACCUGUAGGCAAGUAUAUGAGCAUGUCCUACUUCCUGGAGUACCCAGCUUCCAUUGGAUACGUUCAUAUCACUUCCGGAGAGGAUGUCGCUGCAUCUCCUGACUUUGAUCCGAGGUAUCUCAGUAGGCGGGAAGACCUCGUGGCUUUGAGAUGGGGUUACAAACACGGACGAGAAUUUGCACGGCGCAUGCCCUUCUAUCGCGGAGAGUAUGUUCCCGGACAUCCAGCUUUUCCAGAGGGCAGCCGCGCAUCAUGCCUGGCGGAGGCUCUUCCGGUAGACGUAUCGGAAUCAUCUAUCGAAUACACCCGUGAGGACGAUGAGGCUAUUGACAAUUACACGCGCAAGGUUGUGGCGACUGCUUGGCACUCGCUCGGCACAUGUGCCAUGAAGCCCCGUGAAAUGGGAGGAGUUGUUGACUCGCACUUAAACGUUUACGGCAUCAAGGGUCUCAAGGUUGCUGAUAUGUCUAUUGCACCGUCUAAUGUCUCUGCUAACACAUAUUCGACCGCUUUGGUCAUUGGAGAAAAGGCGGCAUGUAUCAUCCUGGAGGAACUUGGGAUAGACACUGGAACAAACUGAGAUUCAUGUCAUCGGCGUUUGAUACUGGAUUACUUUGGGCUUGCAAAUCGUGUAUCUCAUGUUACCACGGUUCAGGCCAUAUGCACAGAGUACACAAGCGACGCCUAGAAUUAUUGACACCGAUUCGAUCAAUGCAAUACUUACUGUUAGGCUGACGAUUGUCGAUAUGGUGGCCACAG